Caenorhabditis auriculariae is the source of this 1939-nucleotide messenger RNA. The record is from the annotation of a GenBank genome assembly. Lineage: Eukaryota; Metazoa; Nematoda; Chromadorea; Rhabditida; Rhabditidae.
AUGUGUGAUGGAGACGUUACACUUGGCGAAUGUUCGCAAGAUAACUUUCAAGAAUCGCAAAGAUACCCGAAUUCCAUCAGGUUGUUUUUCUAUUGGACAGAUUUCGAUAAUAUUUGAUUUUUUACAGUUCUUUCUCGUACGUGGAUAAAGUUUUCGCUUUGAGAGCGACUGAGAAAGCAAAACAAGAGGAAAAGAAGUCUGAAGAGAACUUAUUGGGGUAUUGUUUGUAAAAAAAAAAUUUGCGUUCGCUAUAAUGGAAAUAAAAAACGCUUUAGCCAAUUUUUAUUCCUCCGUGAAGCUCCCACUGUUUUUAUGUUGGUUUUUCUGCCGUCAGAGAGUGGAAAAGGCAACGGAAUCGAUAGGGAUUGAAAAAGUAUCAAGUGUUUUAGGAAAAAAAUCCUGAUUUUUUUCAAAGACUAACGGAGAGUUUUUCUCACCAUUUAUUUUUCGUAAAUUAAGAAACAGGAACAAAUCUUUCACAUUCUUUGAGCCAAAAAAAUCAUAAAGAAAGUUAAAUCAAGUUUUUUUGCAGACUCGUCGCUGCAAUAUCCGGUCCGCUGACUGCAAAAAGACGCCAAUCAAAAGUUGUUGAUAUUACUGAACUGGAUAUGUUCGCCCACGAAUGCUACAAUUGUUACAUGGACGGCUUGUUUUCGUCUUCUGAAAUUCCUGGAGAGUUUUGCGGCGAAGAGGAUUUCAAAGCGGUGAUUCGCGAGCUGUUGCGAAUUCGUGUGGAGAAUGUCCUUGGAAUGGUUGGUUUCAGUCUGGUCAAAAACUAUGGUAGUUUGCAUAUGUUCUGUUCAAAAAUCCUACCAAUUUUAGAUUUUUCUUUUUUCUGUCGUAUACAAAUACUGUUUUAUGAAGUUCCAGGUCAACAAUAACCUCCAUGUCUCUGGUUCGAAGCUCCAAAAUUCAAUUAAAAUGCCGAAAAUCUUGGAGAAAAUCAUUUCGGCUUAUGGGGUCGUCAACGUUUGGAAUGGAUCCACAAUUUUGUAUCCUACUUUGAACAAUAAUCAAGUCCAAUGCAAAGACGAGCAGAAGGAGAAGUUCAAUAAAAUGAUGAAGGCUCUUGAAGAGAAAAAAGUUGUUAAGGUUCGUGGGAAAUUUCGAAAAAAAAACCAUUUCGGAUUUUUGGGCGCUGCCAACUUUUAAAGAAACUGAAGUCGUGUUGUUAUUUCGGCGAUUUUAGACGCGUUAUUCGUUAAAAACGAUUGUGGGAAAUGAGCAAAAUUGGAAUUUUGGGAAGACCAUGUGUCGCAAGAUAUGGAUUUUACUGUAACUUUCAUGCGCGAAACUCGAAACUUUGAUAUUAUUUGGGCAAUUUUCUACGAAAUUUUCAAAUUAGCGCGAAAAACUUACUGUAAUGCAUAUCUUGCGAUAUAUCGUUUGUUUUCUUCGCAUUUUUUUCGCACCUUCCCGUAAUUUCCAAUCUCGCGUAUUUCCCUCAAUCAUUCUUAACGAAUAACGCGUCAAUUUUGAAUUUGUCGUAAAACUUAUCAAUUUUUAAGCACUGUGUAAUAUUGGUAAAAGCAAGCGAUUUAAGGUUAAAAAAAUUUUUUUAUAUAUAAUUAAAUUAUGGAGAGUUAGAGAUAAUAUUGCAUUUCGCGGAACUUUUUUUCUGAAAAAAAAUUGAUGUUUUCACAGAUGUCAGUUAUGUCGCUGGAACCGACCGGGACGGCUGCCUGGUGCUUGCUCAACUGCGAACAUGAUCCAGGUCGUCGAAUCGCGAGCAAUGCUCCAGCUCGGCCGACGGCCGCCACCGACGACUUGUACGUCAGGAGCCACUUUCAUCGAAUUCGACCUCGAAGACGCCUUUCUUAGCGCCCUCAUUGGCCAUGCUCGCUGUGUUAAGAUCACUGAUGAGGUCUACGAGUGGCCUUGGGUCUGCGGGCCUUUUAUUGACCUUAUCUCCCUUCGUCGCAAAGCGGCUUUCAUUUAG